GAGAAUGGCCAACUUCCUCAAGCUCACCACCAUUCUCUCCCUCAUGAUACCUUGGCUAGUCCUAGCUCUGCAAUCUCAAAUGGCCUUCUCAUCAUCCGAUCUCGAAGACGGUGAAGAGUAUGUGCUUGACUCUCCAAACCCUAGUUUCAGAUCCAGAAGCAGGUUCUUGGCCAGCAUCAUUAAAAAAGGUGCACAAUGUGAUCCCAUCAAGCACAACAUUUGCAAUGGGAUUUCGGCAAACAAAGGGACCAGCAUUCUCCAUUGCUGCAAGACACAUUGCAGAAAUGUUCUUGGCGAUAGGAAUAAUUGUGGGAAAUGUGGGAACAAAUGCAAGCUUGGCAUGCAUUGUUGCAACGGGACUUGCAUCAAUACUACUUUCAAUGCCAACAAUUGUGGCAAGUGCGGUAAAAAGUGUAAGUAUGGGGUUAAAUGCGAGUAUGGAUAUUGUGGGUAUGCUUAGAUUGAUUCAUUGUUAACAAAUAUGAUGUGAUCUUCAGCUAUCCUUUUUAGUGGACAGUUUAAAUCGAACUCUCGUCGUGAAUGUCCAAAAAUAAGUGUUCUAUAUUGGAGCUAGAAACCCUCGAUUUUGUAUUAUUGCUUUACUGCAUGCGUGUAUACGCGCAAGUUUAUGUCACUCUAAAUUUGCGAAGUGUGAUUUUGAGUGUUAAUCUCAUUUUGA
Messenger RNA from Prunus avium (sweet cherry), 679 nucleotides. Its product is annotated as protein GRIM REAPER-like. The record is from RefSeq and is a predicted model, not a curated record. Lineage: Eukaryota; Viridiplantae; Streptophyta; Magnoliopsida; Rosales; Rosaceae.